Molecule: messenger RNA, 2079 nt
Organism: Salvia hispanica
Lineage: Eukaryota; Viridiplantae; Streptophyta; Magnoliopsida; Lamiales; Lamiaceae
Biological process (GO): mitochondria-nucleus signaling pathway; chloroplast-nucleus signaling pathway
Cellular component (GO): chloroplast
Molecular function (GO): protein binding
Source: RefSeq, a predicted model, not a curated record
UCUUCAUCCAUUGCACAAGCUGCAAAGCUAAAUCAAUAGGUAUAGAAUCUAAAUUCAUGAAUCCAUACGCAAAAAUAGAACAUGAAAUCUGAUUGAAUAACAUUAGGCGAAUUACAUGGAAUCAGAAGUUGAAACAGGAGCAGAAUUAACAGAUCCGCAGCACUGCUCAUUCCCGUAGAUAGAAGAGAGAUAUGAUGCGAAAGAUCAUCGAUUCAUCAAUCCAGCGUCUUCACAGAGGAUUUUCAGCCAAAUCCGCAGCUUCCCGCGAUCUCGAUGGAGAAAAGAGGCGAUUUUUGGGCACGCCCACGAUUGAUUUCAGCUGCAUACACUGCUCAGACGAUGCCGUCCGCUUGUUUCGCGAGAUGAUUUCGAUGUCCCCGCAGCCUUCUGUCCCUGCAUACAACAAGCUUUUGAGCUGCGCGGUUAAAUUGGGGGAAUACCGAGUUGCCUUCCACAUGUUCGACAAAAUGCGUCAAUGGGGCGUCGAGGUGAAUUUGUGCUCAAUGAGCAUCGCAAUCAAUUGCUGCUGCCUUCUACAUCGAGUGGAGUUAGGGUUUUCGAUUUUGGGGAGCUUGUUCAAGCUCGGCUGCGAACCGAAUCUCACGAUUUUAAGCACUCUUUUGAAAGGGCUGGUUUUAGUUGACAAGAUUGGUGAGGCAGAAGGGCUGUUUAGAAAGAUUCUGACUUUGAAACUGUGUGAGCCCAACAAUGUUAUGAUUCUAACCGUGAUGAACGGGCUGUGCAGGAACGGGCAAAGUCGAACUGCCCGUGAUCUUCUUCAGGUAAUGGAGAAAACUAGAGUUAGGCCUAAUGUUAAAGCUUAUAGUGCUGUGAUUGAUGGUUUGUGCAAGAAUGGAUUGGUUGAUGAUGCAAUGUUGCUAGUUUCGGAAAUGAUGGGAAAGGGCGUUUCGCCCAAUAUUAUCACGUAUAAUUCGAUAAUUCAGGGAUUGUGCAAUCUAGGUAGAUGGGAUGAGGUGAAAUACUUGUUAUUAGUUGAAAUGGUUGAUUGCGGGGUGCCUUUAGAUUUGAUCACUUUUAAUACUUUGGUAGACGCAUUGUGCAAGAAUGGGAAGUUAGACGAGGCUGAGGAGGUUUUGCAGCUUAUGGUAAGAGCAAAUGUUGGUCCUGAUGUAUUUACAUACACUUCUCUUAUAUGCGGGUAUUGCUCGCGGGGGAGACUGGAAAAGGCGAAGGAGGCAUUCGACUCCUUAGGUAAGAGGGGUCUAAGGCAUAACCUUAUGAGUUAUACCAAUAUGAUCAACGGAUAUUGCAAGAUUAAAGCUGUGGAUGAAGCCCGGCUUCUCUUUGAUGAGAUUCCGCGGAUUGGGUUGAUGCAUAGUACUGCUUCUUACAACAUCAUGAUGGAUGGGCUUUUUGGUGCAGAUAGAUUCGAUGAAGGGUGGAAGCUUUUCAACGACAUGGAAGCUUCACGAGUGAUCCCUGAUUUGCAUUCGUAUAACAUUUUAUUGGAAGGUUUGUGUGGGAAUCUGCAAGUUAUUGAGGCGAUCCCGAUUCUGAGAGUGAUGAAGGAGAAAGGUGUCGUUUGUGAUAUAGUGACGUAUAAUAUCCUCAUUAACGGUCUUUGCAAGGUUAGGGAGUUUGAUGCUGCUCGGAGUCUUCUAGACCUUCUUCCAUCCGAGGGUUUGGAGGCGAAUGUGGUAACGUAUACCACUAUUAUCGGCUCUCUUUACCAAGAAGGGCGUGAUGAGGAGGGGAAGGCUCUGCUUCUUGAAAUGGAGGAGAAGGGAAUCCCACCUAAUCGUGUGACCUACAACGCGAUCAUAAGCAGUUUUGCAAAGAGAAACGAGCUUCACAAGGCGGUGCCAUUCUUCGAGGAAAUGUACAGACGAGGAUUUUCUGCGUCUCCGGGCACUACAUCCGUCCUAUCGGAUAAGCUGGGGGAAGCAGAUGUGGAUGAUAAUCUGUUGGAAAUUAUGAAGAAAGUUGUGCCACAAUUGAGAAAUGAAUGACUUUUUUUGUUUGGCUUUUGCUGAUCAAAGUUACUGAUUGAUUGUUCUUUGUUAGAAUUAGUUGGAGUAGAGUUAGUGAUUGAUUUAAUACAGAUGGGAAUUAGAAUAA